AGGAUACUUGCAUCUAUUAUACCAACAAAGAAUCAUCGAUAUCCACGUAAUAACAAACAAUAUAAACAACGGCGAUGAUAACCGGAAAACGAGUUAAUGGCAUUCCUCUCAUUCAUACUCUUCGCCCUAGCACUCCUCGCCUAUACCAGAAUCACCAAUCGUCCAUUCAAAUUCCCCCCAGGUCCAAAACCCCUCCCCCUCAUAGGCAACAUCCUCGACCUCACACCCACACAACUCUGGCUCAAAGCUCUCAAAUGGGCAAACACCUACGGUCCCAUAACCCACCUCCGCAUAUUCAAUCAAAGCCUCAUAUUCCUCAACACCCCACAAGCAGUAUUCGACCUCCUAGAUAAACGAGGCGCGAUAUAUAGCGAUAAACCUCAUCUCGUCAUGGCUGGUGAACUUUGUGGCUGUGAUAAUAUGGUGGCGUUUACUCCCUAUGGGGAUAGAGCGAGGAGACAGAGGAAACUUAUGCAGAAGGCCUUUGGACCUGCUGUUAUUCCUACUUAUCAUCCUUUGAUGCAAAUGGAGACUAGUCCAUUUUUGAAGAGGUUGGUUAGUAGUCCACUCAAAUUUCAAGAUCAUAUUCGAAGAUACGCAGGCGCACUCACCCUCCUCGUCGUAUACGGUCAUCAAGUAAAAAGCAACGACGACCCAUUCCUGAACCUCGCAGAAGAAUGCGUAGACAUCCUUGCAAAUCGUAUCGCAAGCGGUGGUGGCAUAUGGCCCGUCGACCUCUUUCCUGCCCUGAAAUAUAUCCCCAACUGGUUCCCAGGCGCUUCCUUCAAACGAAACGCCUCGAUCUGGAAAGAUAAAAUGCAAGAAUUCGUAGAUCGUCCUUUUGCAUUCGUAAAAGCAGAAAUUAAAAAAGGAACCGCUCGACCUUCUUUCGUAUCAACACUCCUCGAACCUAUCAAACUCUCAGAUGCCUCAAGCGACGCUUCAUUCACCUCUGAGAUAAAACAAGUUCCGACCCCAGACGACCCCCAACUAGAUCACGAUAUCCGCUGGACAGCUAAUUCCAUGUACUCCGCUAGCAUCGAUACAACCCUAGGCACCCUCUCCCACUUCAUCCUCGCUCUUAUUCAAUACCCGCAUGUUCUUGAACUUGCUCAAGCGGAACUUGAUUCGGUUUUGGGUGGGGAUGAUGCAGUAUUGGGCAACGGUGGGAUCUUGGGCGUAGACGAUGGGGUGGGCGUAAACGAUAGAGUGGGCACAUCGAAAACGACGGCAAGAAGACUACCCACAUUCGAAGAUCGCGAAAAGUUACCCUAUUGCGAUGCAGUGUUUACAGAGACGCUUAGAUGGGGGGUGCCUGUUCCGCUUAGCCUCCCACACAGACUAACCCAACCCGACACUUACCAAGGCCUCCACAUCCCCCAAGGAAGCCUCGUCUUUGGCAAUAUAUGGGCUAUAAUGCGUGAUGAGCGGAUUUAUGAACGAGCUGAUGUGUUUGAGCCUGGGAGGUGGUUGAGGCGCGAUGGAGGUGGGGGUUAUGAUGGGCGUGAACCUGAUGAGGAAAGGGAUGAGGAUGAGGAGAAGUGGAAAGAGACAGAUCCUCGAGCGUUCGUAUUUGGAUUCGGAAGACGGAGAUGCCCAGGCACACACCUAGUCGAAUCCUCAGUAUGGCUCCUUAUGGCUUGUAUGCUCGCAACGCUUGAUAUUAGGAAGGCGAGGGAUGAGAGGGGGGUUGAGAUUGAGCCUGUUAUCAAGUUUGAGAAUGCUGUUUUUAGAACACCAAGCCCGUUCGUGUGCGAUAUCCGCCCGAGAAGUGAGGAAGCGCUUAGGUUGAUUAUGGAGGGGGUGUAAGCGUGUAGUGGGUGGGUGCGAUUUGUGCGAUUUGUUUGGUUGGGUGUGUGUGUGAUUGUUUGAGGAGUGUCGUUGGAUUGCGUACGUUGAUUGACGAGGGUUGAUUGAAGUACGCUGCACGGAUGUUCUUGCUGAGCGCUGAGCCUGUUACCUCGAAAAAGUAUAUAUGACGUUCGCAGUGUUCAUAGCGUGUUGUAUUAUAGUUCGUUGAUUGGAUGUAUGUGAUUGGUG
Molecule: messenger RNA, 2040 nt
Organism: Suillus paluster
Lineage: Eukaryota; Fungi; Basidiomycota; Agaricomycetes; Boletales; Suillaceae
Product: cytochrome P450
Exons: 8
Coding region: 97-1809 (570 amino acids)
Molecular function (GO): monooxygenase activity; iron ion binding; oxidoreductase activity, acting on paired donors, with incorporation or reduction of molecular oxygen
Source: RefSeq, a predicted model, not a curated record